Drosophila takahashii is the source of this 2295-nucleotide messenger RNA. RefSeq names its product zinc finger and BTB domain-containing protein 41. The record is from RefSeq and is a predicted model, not a curated record. Gene Ontology annotation, molecular function: DNA-binding transcription factor activity, RNA polymerase II-specific; RNA polymerase II transcription regulatory region sequence-specific DNA binding; zinc ion binding. Gene Ontology annotation, cellular component: nucleus. Lineage: Eukaryota; Metazoa; Arthropoda; Insecta; Diptera; Drosophilidae. Gene Ontology annotation, biological process: regulation of transcription by RNA polymerase II.
CUGUGUACCUAUACUUAUCCAAUAUGGCUGCAAGUAAAAAAAUUGUAACGCUGUGAAAAAUUGCAACUCAAACUGCAUUUUCCGCUUGAAAAUCUGUUCAAAAAGUGCCAGGAAUGUGAAAUUGUGCAAGGCGAAGUGGAAAACUUCCGGAAAAACGAAAGCGCGCAAAGAAAUCGACGAGAAAACGCGAAAAACGAAAAAGUCGCCGGGUGCCCCGCCAAAAAAAGAAGACUCCCCCGCCUCUUGAAAAAAAAGAAACAAUUCUCUGUGGGAAAAAGGAAGCGAGUAAAAAUAAAUAAAAACCUGCAAUGGAAGCCGACAUAACGCCCCUGGCGGAAACCAACGGAGAGCAGCGGGAAAAUCCGCAGGAAAGUGCUGCGAACGAGAAUGCGGAGCAACAGGAGCGACCGGAUUUGGCCAAAUCCCUGGAUUCCGCCGAAGAUGGCGUCUCCGGAGCCGUGGGCCAGAUUAUAGAUUACCUCGAGGACGAUGCUGGCGCUGCAAAUGCGGAUCAGGACGCGGAAAUGGGCGAGGCCGAGUAUCUGGAUGGCGAGAUGCCGCCGGAGGAGGAAACUGAGCCCCAGAAAGCCAAUGAAAGUGGCCAGGAAGUGAGCAAUAAAACGGUCGAAGAGGAAACUGCAGGCGAGGAGGAAGUCUCGAAGGAAAAAAGCGGAGGAGAAGGAGAAAAAGGCACUGAACAGGAGAAGGAAGCUGCUCCUCUAGAUGAAGAUCAAGAUCUAGAUGGUAAAGGCAAGUCGGCUCCAAAAGAUGGAGAAGAAGCCGAUCCCGAAGGUGAAGAGGCAGCUGAGAAGACCGGCGAAGAAGGCGACGAGGAGGAGGAAGAGGAAGAAGAGGAUCCCACCGAGGAAACCGAGGAGGUUGACGCAGAGUUCGAGAACGCCAGCGAUGCCGAGGGCGAACUAAUCACCGGCGACGAACCCGGCGAAGCUGCCGACGGCGUGGCCCCCGCGCGGGAGCGCAAAAAGGAGGAGCCCGUGGACGAGAACCAGUGCCGCGUGUGCACCAGCAAGGAGGAGCUAGUCUGCCUGUUCAAGAAGCAAAUCGAUGCCACGCCCGCGGACAUGCUGCUGGUCAUCUGCCCCGGUGUCUCGAUUCUGCCCAAGGACUUUAUGCCGCAGUUCAUUUGCACCAAGUGCAUGGGCAGCCUCACCAUUGCCAUACAGUUGCGCAAGCAGCUGGAGGCCACGGACCAGGAUCUGCGCAAGCGCCUGUCCCGCAGCAAGAACAAGGUUCGCCGGCCCCGCGGCUACGUGGUCAUCGAUGCACCAGUCACUGAUUCCAGCGAGGAUGAAGAUGAACAGGACGAUGAGUUCAAGGUAUCGGAUGUGGGCGGCACAACGAGUGCCGACAGCGAUUCCGUGGACUCCGAUGACAGCAGUGAGCAGCAGAAGAAGAAGGAGAAGAAGAAACCGGGCCCACGGGGACGUCCGCGAAAAAAGCCGCUUAAGCGGAACACGGACAGCGAGGGGGAACCGUCUAGCGCCCCGAAGAAGAAGUACCAGCCCACGUCGGUGGCUGCCGUGGGUCCGUUCGAGUGCCCCAAAUGCGACUUGACCUUCUCGCGCAAACAAUCCUACGUGCUGCACCGCAAAACGCACGAGAGGAUAGAGCAUGCCUGUCCCAUCUGCGGCAAGAAGUUCAAGGUGGAGUGGGCCUACAAGACGCACAUGCAGCGGCACGAACAGGAGCGCGCCCACUUCCGCUGCGAGCUGUGCCCCAAGAUAUUCCGCCUGCGGGCGGAACUGAAGCACCACAUGGCCCAGCGGCACGAUGAGCACGGGUUUAUCUACGAGUGCAAGCGCUGCCAGCGCACCUUCCUUACGCAGCAGCGAUUGCAGCGCCACCAGGCCGCCGGUUGUCAGCGGCACAAGGAGGAGGGCGGUCGCAUCAAGGAGGAGACCGUACGCAUCAAGCAGGAGCCGCGCAUCAAGGAGGAGCGCAUGGGCCACGGCUAUUCGCAGGGCAGCAACAACAGCAGCAUGGGCAAACGACGUCCCGGGGAGGGUCGUGAUUUAUUCAAGGCGGUGGCCCCACCGACCACCACCUACUGGAGCGACAGCUUCUCGGACUAAAUUGAAGGUGCGGCGGCGAUUCGAGGACUUCUGGUUUAAUCAACGAUUUUAAGUUUUCCCCUAGCUGUAGGAAGAAUUCAGUGCAAAUAAAUCACAUUUGUAAUAAAUACAAAAUAAAAUAGGCGGAAGUUUUAAAUACUUGUAAACUUCGCACACUAAGUAAGUAAGCUAAAAGUAAAAUAAAAGUUCGAUUAAUGGCAAA